Molecule: messenger RNA, 3173 nt
Organism: Dendroctonus ponderosae (mountain pine beetle)
Lineage: Eukaryota; Metazoa; Arthropoda; Insecta; Coleoptera; Curculionidae
Gene: Sap-r
Product: prosaposin
Exons: 16
Coding region: 193-2850 (885 amino acids)
Biological process (GO): sphingolipid metabolic process
Cellular component (GO): lysosome
Source: RefSeq, a predicted model, not a curated record
CAUUCCGUCAUAUGUCAGUUGCUAGGUGUUGAUGUUUAUUGUUUUUGUACGAAACGAACAAAAGUCCAGAUUUCAUUCCAGUUAAUCGAGUUGUUUGCGUUAAGCUGUUCGGUUUAUAUCAAAUAAUUUAGUUUAUUUUCAGUGCUCAACAAGUUCAGUCUUCUUAAGGUUGGCGAAGAAUAAUCGGGCAACAUGAAGAUUUUUAUCUUCACCCUGAUAGCAGUUGCUGCUACUUCAUCGGCCCAUCUUCUCGGUGAGAAAAGGUGCACUUACGGUCCAUCAUAUUGGUGUCAGAACUUAACCAAUGCCGGGGAUUGUCAUGCUACAAAGCACUGUAUUCAGACGGUCUGGAUCCACAAAACAUAUCCCGAAGAUACUACAAGUAUCUGCGAUACCUGCAAAGAAAUGGUCAAAGAAGCCAGAGAUCAGUUGGAGAGCAAUGAAACUCAAGAGCUAAUCAAAGAGGUGUUUGAGGGAUCUUGUGCACUAUUGCGCGUUAAACCCAUAGUAGUGGAAUGCGACAAGAUAGCGGAUAAUUACAUUCCUGAUUUGAUUGAUACUUUAGCUUCGGAAAUGAAUCCUCAAACAGUUUGCGCCGUUGCAGGUUUGUGCAACAAUGGACGAAUUACCCAGAUGUUAGAAGAAGCGCAAGAGCUUUCAAAAAAACCUGCCGAACUUGAACCGAAGAACAGUCGCUGCGAGAAUUGCAAUACUGUAAUGGAUAUUGUCGUUAACAAGUUUAACGCCAUGGAAAAAAAUGACUUCUUGAAGCAAAUAUUGCAAGUGUGCGGAGAAUUCAGCAGUUUCUCUGAUGCGUGCAGCAAUCAAGUAAUUACGAACUUUGAAGAUUUAUAUUCAUUCCUCAAGCAGAACUUUAAUUCGAACGACUUCUGUUUGCUAUCAGGAGAAUGUUACACAAAUUUCCACAAGCACCAUGUUGAAAUUACCCCAAUGUCUAAAAUUGGAUAUGUUCCUGUUAAGAAUGAACAAGAUGAUUUGCCCUGCGAGUUAUGCGAACAAUUAGUUACACAUUUAAGGGAAGUUUUGAUUGCCAAUACUACCGAAGCUGAGUUUAAACUUGUCUUAGAAGGCCUUUGCAAACAAGCAAAGAAAUCGUUUAGCACAGAAUGUCUUAGCAUUGUUGACCAAUAUUAUGACAUGAUCUAUCAGUAUGUGGUCACUGAAUUGAACUCCACCACUGCUUGCACUGCUAUUGGAAUCUGCCCAUCAAAUGAAAAACAAACUCUUUUCAUUGCUCCGCUGCUGCCAGUAGAAAAUGUUCCAAAAGCUGUUAAACUAAAUCAAGAGGCUAAACCUGUUACCAUUCCGAAUGAUGAUCUUGUCGUCAAGGUGAUCAAACCUAAACAGGAAGCAAUUUUAUCAGCAGUCGACAUGCAACUUCCAAUCGAUUUGCUCGUACCCCCUCACCAACAAGUAUACAACCAACAGUUUUGCAUAUUUUGCCAAUAUUUCCUGCACUAUUUACAAAAUGAAAUUACCGAUCCAACAGUUGAAAGUGAUGUCAAAAAAGUUAUUGAUAAGGCCUGCUCAAAACUGCCGAGAUCAGUGAAUGAAACUUGUGUUGAAUUUGUGAACACUUACGAACCAGCGAUGGUUGCCAUUCUCGCGCAGGAAAUCGAUCCAUCUCAAAUAUGUCCACUGCUGAAAGCCUGUCCAAAGGAUGAAAGCAAGGACGUCGACAUCUUCAUGACUGCCCAGUCAUCUGAAAAAUGUCCUUUGUGCUUAUUGACUGUCACUAAGUUGGAAUCAAUGAUCAAGGGUAAAGCUACCAAGGAUGAAAUCAAAGAAAGCUUGGAAAAGGUUUGCAAUCAUUUGCCUGGCAAUUUAAAACCAGAAUGCACAGACUUUGUAAAUACUUACACCGAUGAGCUAAUCGAAAUGCUUAUGGCCGACUUUAAGCCUGAGGAAGUCUGCGUCUAUUUGAAAUUAUGUACGGAUAAAUCCCCAGCCGAUUUCAUUAUCAGCAAAGAUCCACAUGAGGAAUUUAGAGGAGAUACUGAAACGAAUGCAAUUUUCGACGACACUGUUGAGGGACACCAAGUUGAAAUGUAUGGCACUGAGUCAUGCAUUUUGUGCGAAUUUGUUAUGAAGGAAGUCGAUGAUAAGUUAAAGGACCAGACAGUACAGGCUGAUAUUAAAGAAAUUGUUCAUGACAUCUGCAAAGCAUUACCUGGAACAGUGAAAGAUUCUUGCAACAAGUUUGUUUCCCAAUAUGCGGAUAUGGUUAUUAUCUUACUAGAAGAAGCUCUAGACCCCAAGGAGAUUUGUACCUACAUGAAAUUUUGCAAACCGAAACAUGCCCUAGAUUUCAUUAGAGAUGAAGUAUCCAAAUGCAGCGGCUGCAAGUCUACAGCCCAAGUCAUGAAUCAAGUUCUGCAAAAUCCAAAAGUUGCCAGAACUAUGGAGAAUAUAUUUUCAAAAACUUGCCGCGGUAUGCCAUCAUCAGACAUGAAGAAAUCGUGCUUUACAACGUUCUUUAAAAAUGGCGAAUUGGAAUACGAAGCGGCCUAUCUUAUACUAUCAGACCUGGCAAGUCUUCAAGUUGCGUUGGCUUUCCAACCCGAAAUAGCAGAUUGCGUGAUAUGCAAAGCUAUCGUUAAAGGAGUUAGGGAACUCAUUAAGAAUAACAAAACAAAGGAUGCCAUCCAAAAAGCACUGCGCCAGGUAUGCAAGAAGGUGCAUUCACAUAAAUGUAGGGACAUUGUAAACAAACACUUUGAUCAAUUUGUAAAUUUAAUUCUUGCUGGUACAAAAAGCGGCAAAAUAUGUAGUUUGAUAUCACUUUGUACAGGCAAUCCGACAACUGCCGGCCAUCUACAUAUACUAUGAGUGAUAUUACCAAGAUAGCAAGUAAGUUCAUACACAUUACAAGUGUAUUUUAAAGAAAAAAAUUAUAAUGACAGAAUAUAAUUUUAAUCCCAAGCGGUAUUAUGUUAAUAUAAUAUUAUUUGCUCGCAUUUAAAUAUAAGUUUAAAGCUGAGAUACCUCUCAUGCUGGCAUUUUUCAUAAAUAACUGUCUCAAAUUAGAUAAGUUUUUCUUCAAAGAUCCCGUCAUCAUUUUCAAUUUCAAAGUGCAUGUUCUACACAUGGUAUUGAUGUAUAAUGUAUAUAAUUGACGAAUAAAAUUAGAUUAUAAAAAAUCUUUAACAUGU